AUGACAUUUUACCCAGAUGGUGACUUAUAUCCUGCGGGAUUCGCCACUUCGACCCUUGUCGUCCCCUCGGUCUCCCUAGCCAACCUGCCUCAACUAUGCGUUGAUCUACUCAUCACGUCUCUAGGACUAAAGAGAGUCGGAUGGAUAGGGAAGGGAGACACGGUCGCUCCGUUCGCGGGACGAGGAGAGCAGGGCGAGGUCGUUACCGGUGGAUUGGAGGUAUAUGGUUCGGCAGAACAAGGACUGUAUGUCAUCCAGCAGAGAUCGCCUACGCUGAAAAGCAAGAAGGACGAGCACGUCGAGCUACUGCGCUCAUUCGCGGAGGACAGCAAAUUCGGCUUCGUCUUGGUGCUCACCAGCUUGGAUGCGGCGAACCAGGACGAUGCCCAGCUCUUAGCACCACAUCAGCACAUCGCUCCGCCGUCUACUCCAGCGCCAUCUGACGUCCUAGACCGCUUGCGAUCCUUCCCUGCUCUCUCCUUGUCCCUCGCCUCAGACCGACCUCCCACCUCAGAUCCUCAGAGAUCUACAGCGCAAUACCCUCCAUUCCUUCCCUCAGCUGGCUUGACCCGAAGACUUCUGGCUGCGCUUCAGACAACAUCAACACCACAUGGGUGCCUCACGGUCUGGUGCGCCGAGGGAGACAACCGAGAAGACGCCUACGCGCUCACCGCUCGGGUCUUGUACCUCCUGGAUAACCGACCGGAGCAGAUCAAGGAGCCCAGAAGCUGGAAGGGCUUAUUCGGCGUCGCGGACGGAUGGAGCGGGGGUCAUGGAGCUGAUUCCGAGAUCUAUGGGUGA
Dioszegia hungarica is the source of this 801-nucleotide messenger RNA. RefSeq names its product PAC2 family-domain-containing protein. NCBI's taxonomy places the organism in Eukaryota, Fungi, Basidiomycota, Tremellomycetes, Tremellales, Bulleribasidiaceae. Bases 1 to 801 code for a protein of 266 amino acids. Gene Ontology annotation, biological process: proteasome assembly. Gene Ontology annotation, cellular component: cytosol; nucleus. The transcript is spliced from 6 exons. The record is from RefSeq and is a predicted model, not a curated record.